AUGCCUACGAGUCAGUACCAUCGCGCAGGUAAGCCGAUCGGCUACUUUGCCGCGCGCAACACAAUCUAUCAGAAAAAACUUCUCUCUGGCAAGCUUGCCGUAUUCUGUUUCUUGAUUCUUCCGGUGCUGAUCGUUCUCAACCUAGUGAUCAUCUUGCUCCCAGUCCUCCUGGCUGUGGCGAAUCACACGCUUAGCGUGUCGGUGAUGCAUAUCUACGCAUCGAACAUCACGCAGCCACAAGAGACCCAAUUUCCGCUUACACUCGAGGGUCAAGUCAAUAAGGCAGGCGUGUUCCCUGCGACACUGUUCUUCCGCGAGGACGUUCAGGUAAAGUGGAUGACGCCUCCAUCCGAGACCGAGGAGAUGCGCGAAGUGAUCCUCGGUCACUUUGGUUUGGCCCAGAUUGGUAUCGCCGCCGGACACGGCCGUAUCAAGCAGGCAACGACGUUCCACAUCAACGAUCCACACAUGUUUGGCAUUUUCACUCAGUACAUGAUCAACAACGAGGAAUUCACCUGGCGUCUCGUUUGUGAUAAUGUACAUGUGGAAGCAUUUUCGUUUUUGCCGACAUACGAGAAUGUGCGGCUGACAAAGGACGUGGUGUUUAAGGGUAUCAACAACUUUAAGGAUGUCAAGAUCCUAGACUUUCAGCUGCCUAGUGCGGAUCCUGAAGGUGGACUGUCAUUCUAUGCCAAGACCUCACUCACAAACCCAUCGCCGUUCGGCUUCCAGCUGGGCAAACUUAAUGUCAAUCUAAUCAGCAACGGUAUUAUGCUCGGACCUGGUUAUUCGCUUAAUGUUAAUGUCACACCGGGUAUCAACAUUAUCGACUUACAAGGCCGCCUCAUCCCGCACAGCGAAAACACGACAGAGCUCAACAUUAUCGGAAAAAUUUUUACCCAGUUCAUUAAUGGUGAAAUUACGCCGACGAUUGCUCAGGGUGUGAGUGUCGUUGCCAUGGAGGGCCAAAGCCCUUCGUGGCUUACGAUGGGUAUCCAAUCGUUGAACAUGUAUGUGCCAUUCCAGGCGCCGUAUCCGAUCAACCCGAUCAAGAGCAUUACUAUCAAGCAGUUUAAUCUGACGUAUGAUGAGGAUACGGAGCCGUACUCGCCGACGUCUUCGUCGGAUAGUCUGAGCGCAGUGCUUGCACUGCCGUUCGGAUUUCCGCUCAACAUUCUGUCGACUCGGAAUGACAUUGAUAUCAUGGACCCGACGGGUUCACAUAAGAUUGCGCAUGUGUCGGGCGCGUACUCGAACUCGGCAACGCAGUUGGAUAUUGUGGCAUCGGGCCAGAUGGCGGGCACGCUGUACAUUACACUGAAGCCGUCGCCGACGUACAUGCCGAAUCAGACGGAUGCGGCGAAGCGCGAGUUUGAGUUGUUCCAAAAGACGUUUACAUUUUCGGCAGAGGAUCCGCUGGUUUUGGCGGGCUCUUCGUCAGCGCUGACGGAUACGCCGAUUGGACGUAUUCUGCUGGACGGUAUUCAGUUCAAGGUGGGCAGUGGUCUGAUGGGUCUUCAAGGUCUGAACCAUUAUCCAACGACUAUUAAUGGUGUGGACGUGAUUGGUGGCACGCGUGACGGCCUUAAGCUGGCUGUGAAUACCACGAUCAUCAACCCGUCGAACGUGAACUUGGCCGUGGGCACGACCAAACUCUUGUUCAUCUACACGGAUGUGGUGGGUGAUGUGGAGCUGGACAACCUGAACUUGGUGAUUGGCGAAAACAACCUGUCGACGAUCUCAAACUUUAAUCCAAAGGUGAGCCCUAAUGGAUACGAGCUGUUGAACCGUUACAUCAGUGGCCUUGACUCGCCGGUGAAUAUUUCGGGUUACGAGGGCUCUACGGCAGUUCAGUCUCUGGUACCUGCGUUCUCUGCUGUUCGUGUGAACACCACGCUGGGCGGCCUCAAAACCCAGCUCGUUGGCCAGGCCCAGCUGAAGGUACUCAACACGACCGGUAUCCAGGAUGAUGUGGCACACUCGAUUGUGAGUCUCAACAACCCUUUCUCGUCAGGUCUCAAGAUUACCAACAUCAAGACCAAUGUCACAUCGCAUGGUCUUUUUGUCGCGAGCAUUGACACCGAUCUCGACUUUUCGGCGGGCGGAAAGGCAACGACGAACUCGCCUGAUAUCCCGCUGCACCUUAACCUGUACCCACCGGACAUUUUUGCACUAGUGCGUGCUUUGGCAGUGCAGUCAGGCCAAGAUGUGAAGCAGUUCGACGGUGUUGUCGAGCUUGCAGGUUAUACCUACUCGAAGACGACGGAUGCAAACAACAACAUCAAGCCGUCGAAGCGUUCGCUCCGCGAGGAGGAGCUUGAGACUGAGCUUGAUGCUGAGAUGAUGCAGACACAUCUUCUCUCGAAGCGCAAGACAAACAUGUACACCGGCUUUAACCUGGUGAACUUUGUGCAAAAGGCUUUCUCGGUGGCGUCGGCGAACCUGGAGAUUGUGUCCAUGACGCAGAUCGGCGACUACGAGUCGGCGCUCACUUUCUCGCAGCAGAACGUGCCGCUGAAGACGGACGACUCGCUGAACCUGCUUCUCCCUGUCCUGUCUAAGCCGAUUGUGCAAAAGAUUAUUGAUGGCGCGACGCUUGGCAUUGACAAGAUCACGAUUAUUGAUCCGCAGCUGAAGUCGUUCAAGACGCAGCUGGUCGGUUCGAUUACGAACUCAGGUCCUUUCGAUGCCAAGAUUUCGUUCCCUCAAGGUCUGCAAGUGUCGUGGAACAACAAAGUUCUGGGUCAGAUUGCCAUGCCGCAGAUCAGCCUUGCGGCGGACGAGGGUGCUCAGCUGAACCUCGAGGCCGACUUUGCCGUCGCCGACGUCGAUGCGCUGACCGAGUUUACCAAGUUCCUUGUGACGCAACCGAGUUUCGUGUGGCAGAUUGCCGGCCAAGGCCUACAGGUUGAUGCACUGGGUAUCUCGGUGGGCGGUAUGACUAUCAACAAAGGUGUCAUUUUGACGGGUAUGAAUAAUCUGAAGAAUGCUGUGACUGUGCAGAAGUAUGACCUGCCAAGCAACGACCCUGCUGGCGGUAUCCACCUUACAGCGCAGUCGGUGAUCACGAACCCGUCGCAGAUCGGUGUUCAGCUGUCGCGUUUCGGUACGAUGGUCUACCGCAAUGGCACGAACCUUGGUCCGACGGCCGCAGCUGGCCCAUUCACGCUGCUCCCCCUUUCCAAGACGAAUCUGCCGCUUGCUGGUCGCCUGCAGCACCAAGACAGCACCCAGGGUCUUGCGACGCUCUCGCAGACCUUCACGGAUGUGGUCCACGGCAAAGAGAUCCCUGUUGAAAUUCGCGGUGACUAUGCCGGCCCGUCGAGUGUGACUUGGCUAAACGAGGGUAUCAAGCUCCUCGUCGUCCAAACCAAGCUUCCUGCUGUACACUUCAGCGUUAUCAGGGCGAUUUCGCUCAACCAAAUGACGCUGAUGUUUACGGAGAAGACAGCUUGGAACCCUGCAACGAGUUCGUCCAACACCCAGGCGCCGUUCUAUCUGCCGUUCGGUUUCCCCUUGGAUAUCCAGAGCGCGGGCGGUGACUUCAUCGAGGGUUACAAGGGCAGCGACAUUGCUAUUCUCAAGGUACCCAUGUCGCCAGCUGUGACCCAAGUCCAGGCUCGCAUCAUGACGCUCAGGUUCAACGACGUCCCCAUGCAGGCCUAUUCGGACAAGCACAGCCAGUUCUCGGGCUUCCUGGCAGACACGACCGCGCAGAAGAGCGUUACGUUCCAGCUGCACGGCACGGCUGAUGCCAAGGCGAAGACGGCUGCGGGCCUAGUCACAAUCAGCGACAUUCCGUUUAGCGUGCCGACGACGCUUGAUGGUCUGCAGAACCUGAAUGCGAAGCCAGUGGUGACGUCCGAUCUGGAUGUGGCACACGGCUACAAGAGCUACCUGCUAAUUACGCUCAAGGCCUCCAUGUACAACCCGUCGCACAUUACUAUUGGUACGGGCGAUGUUUCGUUUACUUUGCUCUUCCAAGGCCACAACAUCGGUACGGCACAGGUCAAGAACCUCAUUCUGCAUCCCGGUAUGAACGAGGUGGCGACAGACGUGCACUACUCGCCCCAGGGCUCUGCGAACAAGGCGGCUGGUCAAAAGAUGCUUGAGAACUACGUGCAAGGCAUCCAGUCGACGGCUGUCAUUCAGGGCUCGAGGGACACGACCCCGAUUGCAUCGCUGAAGCAGGCCCUGUCGGGUAUCACCCUUUCGACGCAAAUUCCGCCAUUGCAUCAGCUGCUGCUUAUCGAAACGCGUCUGGUGAUUCCCAAGAACAUUGCACAGACGUGCAUUGCACAGGCUACCUUCCAACUGCGCAACCCUUUCACUGCAUCGAUCAACCUGCUCAAGGUUAAUGCAAAGGCGAUGUAUCAAGGUAUCUACCUCGGUUCUAUCGACCAGACACUGAAUCCUCCGGUUAGCGCGCCUGGCCACACGACAAUUACGUCGCGUACGCUUCCGCUGAAGAUGGACCUGGACCCGAAGAACCUGAUUCGCUUUAUCGAGAAGGCGGCGGCGAACACGCAUACGGACCUUGGUCCGCUCACAGCACAGUUUGACAAGGUGAUGGCGAUGUCGAGUACCAAGACGACUGUGAAGCCAUACCCUGACGACAACCCGCCGAACUGCCACUCGGGCCAGCAGUUUGACGUGUUCGGUGCCGUGAUGAGCCUGCUGAAGGGUCUUGAGGUCUCGCUCGAGAUUGAGUCGCUGACGAAGCUGGACGACUACCAGACGCCGCUGAACAUUGUCCAACAACCAGUGCCGACGGACACGGACCGUACUGCGCUAUAUCUGAUUGGACCGGUGGGUGCGCCGAUUGUGCAGAACAUUGUGGAUCAGGCCACGUUGUCGUUCUCGGUUACGAACAUCACGAACGUGCGAGAUGAUGGUUUCGAUCUGAGUCUGCAGGGUCAGCUGCUGAACACGGGUCCGUUUGAUGCGCAGAUCGAGUUCCCUGAAGGUGUCGCGGUUACGUGGGAGGGUCAGAAUAUUGCACAGAUUUCGCUUCCGCCAAUCUGUGCAAAGGCGAAUGAGGGUGUACCGAACCUGCAGUCGCACGGAAAAUUGAAGAUCACGAAUCAAAAGGGCUUCACGAAGUUUGCUACGUAUAUUCUGCACAACCCCAGCUUUGUGUGGACGAUCCAUUCGGACAAGCUUCGUGUGCGUGCGCUGAACAUUAUCUUUAAUGAUGUGAAGAUCAGCAAGAAACUGAACUUCCAAGCGUUCAACAACUUACAUGGUGUGUCAAUUACGUCGUUCGACAUUCCUGGUGAAACUUCGAACGCGCUCAAAAUUGUGACGGGUUCAACAAUUCCCUCGCCUGCUUCGCUUGGUAUUGAACUGGAUACGACGAAUUUCAAGAUUUUCUUCAACGGUGUCUACCAGGGCCCUGUCCACUCGACGAACCUGUUCUUGGCGGCGAAGACGACUACAGCAGUAACUCUGAACGGCUUUAUCACUCAUCGUGAUAGCCAAAAGGCAGCGGACGUAACGGGUCAGCUGUUCUCGCAGUACCUGCAAGGAAAGAACAGCUCACUGGAGAUCAAGGGUGACAGCGUGGUAACCAAGGCGAAUGGCAACAAGCCUGUGGGAUGGCUGACAGCUGCGUUCAAGACGCUGACGUUGAAUGUGGUCCUUCCUGGUCAUAUCUACCAGGUCUUGUACGCUCUGACGAUCUCGGACGUGACUGCACACAUCAUGCAGCAAUCGGAUACUUGGGCGAUUCCUACAUCGUCGAAUCAGUCAAUUGCGACGUAUGCAAACCCACUGCACUUUAGUCUGACGCCGCUGAAGGCUGCAUUGAAUGCGACAGUCUCGUAUCAGAACCGUGUUUCUGCGCAGCUCAACGUGCCAAUGGUAAAGUGCAAGGCUGGUACAUCGCACAGUCCAAACGAUCGCCAGCCCCUGGAAGUUUCGUUCAAGGAUGUGCCGCUGGUUGCUUUAGAUCAUGCCAACUUCCAGAAUGCACUGCGUGGCGCUGCGAUCGAGCCGCGUGUCUCGCUGUAUCUCAAGGGUACGGCCUCGCUCGUGGCCCGCCUAGUGAUUGGUGACAUUCCGAUUUCUGGUGUGCCGUUCAACGUCACAACAAGCCUCAAGACGCUCGAUUCCCUACAGCACAAAGCGACUGUCCUCCAGAUUGAUGUCAUUAACGGUAGCCCCGAGUAUAUCGAGCCUGAGCGGAAUAUGGGUCGCCAGCAAAUUCCUCAGAAAAUCACCGCAGACAUCUACGGUUCGCCCAAUCUCCCUGUGCCUAUUUCUCCGUUCGAGUCGCUUAUUCCGGGUAUCAUGGCGCUGAAUAUCACCGCCCACGGAAAGGGUAUUGCCUCGCGCCCGCUGUAUCGCAUUGACGCUGUUUUUGAUAUCCUGACGCUGUUUGCAUCACCUGAUUUCCGUCCUUACAUUUACAUUUUCCUUACGUUCCAGAACGAUAUGAUGACAGAACUCGACUUUUUGGAAAUUCAAAAUGAAUCCAGAAUGGCUGGCAUUAUCGGCUCACUCCCCGUUAUCGGCAAGAAUUUGGAUGUAUACAACCAAGCCAAGGUUCGUCUAGGCGGACCGAAUGGCUACGUUAUUCCAGGCCUUCUUCUCAACGAGUACGAUGUUCCGGCAACCUAUGCUCUAGCCAUCGGCAUUCUUGGUAACCUUGGAAAGCUGAACCCCGAUGACCGCAGCAAGAUCACGACGGGCAUGAAGUCGAUUGGCACGCAAGACAAUGGUUUGCAGAAGAUCCCCAUUCUUUAA
Malassezia japonica is the source of this 6747-nucleotide messenger RNA. RefSeq lists its product as uncharacterized. The record is from RefSeq and is a predicted model, not a curated record. The transcript is spliced from 7 exons. Gene Ontology annotation, cellular component: fungal-type vacuole membrane. Lineage: Eukaryota; Fungi; Basidiomycota; Malasseziomycetes; Malasseziales; Malasseziaceae. Bases 1 to 6747 code for a protein of 2248 amino acids.